AUGCACUUCGCUUGUUUGUCGUUUUCGUUUCUCGCACUGAAAGGCCAUAUAGAUGAUUAUAAACGCAUCACCAAUGAAAGGCUAGAACCGGCUGAUAGUGAAUUGCUAAUCACUUCUCUCCUCUCCACGCUACGCUUAAUACGGUUUGAGGAUCCGGGCUACGCCAACAAUCAGAUGGUCUAUUUACUCACAGGAGAAGGUAAGGAGGACUCUGCCGGGGUCAUCGGAAAGUAUGCCUGUCUUCUCGGAAUGCUACAAGCCGAACAAUCACUGGAGAGUGUAUGGAACACGUUGAAGCAGCAUCUAAUUCCUGGCUGCAACCAAAGGCUAAUCGCUGCUUCAUAUGCAUGUGUGACUGCAUUUAUCGAUACGGGACGGCUGAAGGAAGCCAUGUUGUGUCUUACAGAAAUAUCGGAACGUGCAAGCAAUACAUUACCAGAAAUCUCAACGGAAUCUCGGCUGAUACAUUUACUUAUUGAUCACCACUUGUCAGACAAGUUAUUCGAACUCGCGGGGAAGGAAAAUUGUAUGGCCCUUCUAGACUCCCAGCUACGAACCAUCGAGAUGAGACUUGGUCUAGGAUGGCACAAUGCUCAAUCUUGUCAUUCAAUGAUCGACGAUUCUCUGCACCCUAUCGGAUCUCAGCCCUUCCUUACUGUGGAUGGUGAUCAUGUGGGUCUCCAUACGACGCAACGCUUUGUGGAAGAAAUCCGUGCUUUAGGUUGCUCGAACUCAAGCUCUGAUCUUGGUAGAAUCGCCGAGUUGUUGGAUGAACAUGAAGGGGAAGAUAUACCGCUUUGUACUCAACAUAUGGGCUCUUGGGACAACCAAUUUGCUUGGAUGCCUCAGCGUUCUCCCAUCGAGUUUUCCCAUUGCCUAAGUGCUCCUGGACACAAUACUCGCAUCCCUUGGGACCCCGCCUCAUUAGGUCUGGUUUGUGCGCGGUUGGACUGCCAGGGAAAGCCUAUGGCAGACGAGCACACCCUUCACCUGCUGCAACUUGGCUACUUAUGCAUGCGACCCGCCUCCGACAUAGAGCAGAGUGAGUGGAUAAGUUCUGGACAUAUUGUCGCGUGGGAUCGGGUGAACGGCGGCUUUGUAGCCAUAUUCGUCGGCAAGGGUCAUGGGGUCAUCUCUUCUGGUUACCUACCGUCAUCUCUGCCUUCGCCUUCGAGGGUUCAAGCAGAGUAUAGAGGCGUCUCUCGUACUUCAAAGGGCACAGGGGUUAUAUCACCUCGACGUCGAUCGAAGCCGAGGACUAAAACCAUGAAGCACUGGGCCAUCUCUGCCAACUGUCGUGGAAAGUCUGGCAAACUUGCUGUCGUUGAGCGAUUAGGGACUUUUGUCGGUUGCCACGACCUACAACAACGCAUUGAUCGUUAG
Molecule: messenger RNA, 1383 nt
Organism: Paecilomyces variotii
Lineage: Eukaryota; Fungi; Ascomycota; Eurotiomycetes; Eurotiales; Thermoascaceae
Exons: 3
Coding region: 1-1383 (460 amino acids)
Source: RefSeq, a predicted model, not a curated record